CACAGUGAUCGAUGUCUCCUGUGCACGGCUCACUCCCCAACCCAUCCGCACCAUCACAAAGCAGCCAGUCAAACGCGCAGCUCUCUCCCCCUCGCCCAGACAGAGCAGAGCUACCCGCACAGCCAGCAAGAUGCUUGCGACACUGGUGGGUGUUUUUAUCGCGGUUUCCCUCGAAGUUGAAAGCAGGCGUCCAGAAGCGACCAAUGGUGUCAGUUUCCUGGAUAAUGAGAAAUGGUUGACUACUGUCUCCCAAUAUGACAAGGAGCUCAAAUACUGGAACAAAUUCCGAGAUGAAGUAGAGGAUGAUUAUUUCAGAAGCUGGAAUCCUAGCAAGCCGUUUGAUCAAGCCCUGGAUCCAACUAAAGACCCAUGUCUGAAGGUGAAGUGCAACCAACACAAGGUCUGUGUAACCCACGACUACCAAACUGCAUUUUGUGUUAGUCGCAGACAACUAAUGCACAGCAUCAGGCAAAAAAAGGACAGUCUUCUUCGUAAACAAUGGAUCGGAGGAGCCAACCUGGUCAAAUGCAAGCCUUGUACUGGGGUGCACCCUGCCUCUGUCUGUGGGUCUGAUGGCCACACUUACUCCUCUAAGUGUAAAUUGGAUUACCAAGCUUGUUCUUCACACAAAGCGAUCACCAUGAGAUGCAAGUGGCCUUGUCCUUGUCUUCCUGGCCAAGAAUCUGUGAAAGUGAAAAUUGAAAAGACAGAGGGGAUCAAAGCCAGAACUGAAGGAAGAGAUGCAAAUCAUUCAACUUUAAAAGUAUGCAAUGAAAAAGAGCUGAGGAAUCUGGCUUCAAGGCUGAAGGAUUGGUUUGGGGCUUUACAUGCUGAUGCCAACCAUGAAAUACGGGUUAAACCAAUCAAGCAAACAGAGCAGAAACGAUUUGACACCAGCAUUCUACCAAUCUGCAAGGAUUCCUUAGGCUGGAUAUUUAACAAGCUGGACAUGAACUAUGACCUCUUGCUGGACCAGUCAGAGCUGGGCACCAUUUACCUUGACAAGUACGAGCAGUGUAUUAAACCACUUUUCAACUCCUGUGACACAUUUAGAGAUGGAAAACUUUCAAACAAUGAAUGGUGCUACUGUUUCCAGAGGCAGGGAGGUCUCCCAUGUCAAGCAGAAAUUAAUAAGAUUCAAAGGCAGAGCAGAGCGAAACAUCUUUUAGGCAUUUAUGUACCGAGAUGCACCGAGGAUGGAUAUUACAAACCAAUCCAAUGCCGCAGCAGCACAGGGCAGUGCUGGUGUGUCGACAGAUAUGGAAAUGAAAUAGUAGGCUCGCGGAUACAAGGGACUCCUAUCUGUGAAGAAGAUCAGGAGACCUCUGGUGAUUUUGGCAGUGGUGGGCUCCAUGUUUUGACUGAUGACCAGGAAGAUGAUAGAGAAACUCAAAAGGAAGAGAAAGUACCAGAGGGUGGCGGCAAUGAAGAUGAUGAAGAUAGUGAAGAUGACAAAGAUGAUGACAUUGGCUAUAUUUGGUAGUUGUAUUUAUUGUAUUGCUACCCUGAACUGUCAUAUUUUGCACACUGCUCUAAUUCAUUCUUACCUCGGUUUGUUCACAGUACUGAGGAUAUGUUGCAUCUGAGAUAAAAAAAUAAACAAAAAUAACUUGUAGAUAUAAAAUGUUGAUCUAACUGGGACCAUUUAGUACAUCUGUUGAGCAUGCUCGGUAGCAAACUCCAUUUUGACAUGUGUACCUCCACAAAAGAAAGUUAAUGUUCCGAUUUACAGCAGGACUCCUGAAAAUGAGCAGUACAAUGAAAUCCAUUCACAUUAAAUAAUCUGUAACAUUCAAUGUUUUUCUAAAUAAUUUAAACCUAAACUAUGGAGCUUUCUUAACAUCAAUUCUUAGGCAGAAAAAGAUAAUCUCAACAAAAACUAAUUUAUCUUAACUGGAAUAUUUUACUUGUGCUAGUAAAAAUUCUUUACAUAGAUAUAUGUUCCAUUGAAGCAUGAAACCCCAUCAUUAACCUCACCACUACAGCCAGGACCCUGUAGAGUCACAUUGAGCUGAAAAUUAGUUUGGUGUCGCUAUUAAAGCCAUAAGUGAUAACAAUGAACAAGCAACUGCAUAAUAAAAGUCAAGGAUAUUGCCCCCAAUUUUUGAAGGAAUUAUUUUUAAACUAUUUACUUGGGCAGAGCUAAGAAUCGCUGAUGAAGCGGAAAUUCAAUUUACUUUCAGCGGGCAGACGAUAGAAGAAUUCUAUCUACCUGCCCAGUAAUAGAGGCCUACAUAUCAUUUUGUACUAUCCUAAUUAUAUUACUGGAGCCACAUUAUUGGAAUUCUGUUAUCUGCCCCUACCCGUGUAAAAGGCGUGUAAACAGAGCUCAUUGAGAAAGAAAAUUUAAUUAAAAUCUGAUUCUCCUGUGAGGAUCAUACCUUCUACAUUAUGUGCAAAAGGGGCUAGUGCUAGGGUGAGCAUGUAAUGAUAAAUCCUUCAUUAGAAGACUUUUAUUCCUUGAUAUUGUUCUCUCUAAAAGAAGAAACAAUACUAGUAAUUUUGUUCUGCCUGAGCAAUUAUUUAUCUUCAUAACUUUUUUCUGUAUCUUUAAUGCUGAAAAUUGAAAGUGCCAGGCUUCGAAGAUUACAUUGAAAUAGUAAAUAAUUCGAUUCUUAGCAUUCCAUAGAUGGCACAAUGAUUCCCACAUUCUCACCCCCCAGACAAUACAGGUCUGCCACCGAUUGCCCGGCACCCUUGGUUCCAGAGCCCUGCCAUAUUAUCCCUUUUGCCGGAUCAACAGAGAUCACAUAAUGAUGAUACAAUAGAUCUCUGACCCACUAAUUAUACCCAUCCCGUGUCUCUUAAAGCACCAGGGAUUGCUAGAUACUUAAAUAAAACAAGUAUGAAAUACAGCGAAGCUUGCAUUUCCUGCACGGUCAGCCGAGGGCAACGGUUAACGUGUUGCCCUCAGACGUCCUUACGAAGGUCAGAUCGGUGGCUGCCUGUGGGGCUGAGGCUCUGCAUUCCCGGCAGGACUACCAAGCCGACCCCCACUGACCUGAGAUUUGCCAAAUCUACCAGAAAUGUGGUAGGGUGGGCGGGCGUCUGGGAGGAGUCCAACGGGACCAGAACGGUCCGCCUAGGCCGCCGGCAUUGGAGGUCAGCAAUGGGAAUGGUUCCGCUUACUUCGGCCGGGCCAUAGUUCCAGAGCCCCAGCCGCAGGGGGCGAAUUCAAUGUGCUCAUCAGAAAAACGGCUGCAGAAGUCCCAAUGAGGUUGAGAUCAAACGUCUCACCAGGCCUAAGUGCUACAUUUUCGGGGGGGGGGGGGGGGGGGGGGGGGGGUAUUUAUGCUCUCCUAAUUCUGUCCGGAUUAAAAGAGGAGCUGGAACAUCAGUUGCCGGAAUAUCGGUGGUAUACCUGUAAUACUCAUCCUUUCGCCAUGCUGCAGCAUGGUGUUCAAUGGCAUUGUGUGCCUUCUUCUCUGGCAGGAUAAAUGUAGGCAAAUUGGCUUCUGCAGUCAGGUUCAGGACUCAUGAAACAGAUAAGGGGCUGUCCCACUGCAGUAACCUAAUUGGCGAGUUUAGAAAAUUUUGCCCUCGACUCAUACUCGCAGCAUAGUCGAGACGAGGACCUAGGAUGCCU
Molecule: messenger RNA, 3586 nt
Organism: Amblyraja radiata (thorny skate)
Lineage: Eukaryota; Metazoa; Chordata; Chondrichthyes; Rajiformes; Rajidae
Product: testican-1
Exons: 13
Coding region: 131-1483 (450 amino acids)
Biological process (GO): anatomical structure development
Molecular function (GO): collagen binding; protein binding; extracellular matrix binding
Source: RefSeq, a predicted model, not a curated record